This is a messenger RNA of Macrosiphum euphorbiae (potato aphid), 375 nucleotides long. NCBI's taxonomy places the organism in Eukaryota, Metazoa, Arthropoda, Insecta, Hemiptera, Aphididae. The record is from the annotation of a GenBank genome assembly.
AUGGCAAAUAAUCCUGUAGACGAAUUAUCUCAAAGAGAAGAAAAAAAACAUGUGUUCAAAGACUCAACUUUUGACAACACCAAAACUAACAAUGGAAAAAAAAAAUUGUGGCGUUCAUUAAAGCAAAUAACAGCUCAAGAAAGAAGUUUACCCUGGCCUGAUAACUCGGUUAAUUAUAGCAGUAUUUCUGCUCCCCCGUCAUUCAAACCAGCCAAAAAAUAUUCAGAUAUCAGUGGAUUAAUUGCUAAAUAUAAAGAUCCCCAAACAUCUUUAUACUAUGCCGGACAUGAAGAAUUCAGUACCGUAAGAAAUUUGCCUAGUGAUAUUAUUACUGGAUAUCUAACUUUACGAGGAUCAUAUAAUCCUAUUGGAUAA